Molecule: messenger RNA, 3948 nt
Organism: Cynara cardunculus var. scolymus (artichoke)
Lineage: Eukaryota; Viridiplantae; Streptophyta; Magnoliopsida; Asterales; Asteraceae
Product: spliceosome-associated protein 130 A
Exons: 4
Coding region: 70-3708 (1212 amino acids)
Biological process (GO): mRNA splicing, via spliceosome
Cellular component (GO): U2 snRNP; nucleus
Molecular function (GO): protein binding; U2 snRNA binding
Source: RefSeq, a predicted model, not a curated record
CAUCGAACAUUUGGGCUCCAUUCUUCCCUCCUCUUCUUCACUGCCUAGGGUUUUAGCAAACCCAUUACCAUGUAUCUCUACAAUCUCACUCUUCAGCAAGCCACCGGCAUCGUUUGUGCCAUCAACGGUAGCUUCUCCGGCGGUAACAAGUCUCAAGAAAUAGUCGUCGCCCGUGGAAAAGUCCUCGAACUCCUGCGUCCAGACGAAAACGGUAAGAUCCAGACCAUACUUUCCGUUGAUGUUUUCGGUGCUAUUAGAUCUCUAGCUCAGUUUAGGUUAACCGGUGCCCAAAAAGACUACAUCGUUGUGGGUUCUGACUCUGGUCGUAUCGUGAUUCUUGAAUAUAACAAGGAGAAAAAUGUGUUUGAUAAAAUUCACCAGGAAACUUUCGGGAAAUCAGGAAGUCGUAGAAUUGUUCCAGGACAGUAUUUAGCUAUUGACCCAAAAGGUCGUGCUGUUAUGAUUGGUGCUUGUGAAAAACAGAAGCUUGUUUAUGUUCUUAAUAGGGAUACUGCUGCUAGGUUGACAAUUUCGUCGCCGUUGGAGGCUCAUAAGUCGCACACUAUUACCUACUCAAUUGCUGGGGUUGAUUGUGGGUUCGAUAAUCCAAUAUUUGCUGCGAUAGAGUUGGAUUAUUCAGAGGCUGACCAGGAUUCUACCGGUCAAGCAGCAAACGAGGCUCAAAAGCAUCUUACCUUUUAUGAACUAGAUUUAGGGCUUAAUCACGUUUCAAGGAAAUGGUCUGAGCAGGUUGAUAAUGGUGCUAACAUGCUGGUAACUGUUCCGGGUGGUGGGGAUGGUCCAAGUGGUGUCCUUGUUUGUGCCGAGAAUUUUGUUAUCUAUAAGAAUCAAGGUCAUCCGGAUGUUCGUGCAGUGAUUCCUAGAAGGGCGGAUUUGCCUGCUGAGCGUGGGGUUCUUAUAGUUUCGGCCACUAUGCACAAGCAGAAGUCCAUGUUUUUCUUUCUUUUGCAAACUGAAUACGGGGAUGUCUUUAAGGUGACACUUGAUCAUGAUAAUGAGCGGGUUACAGAGUUGAAAAUCAAGUAUUUUGAUACUAUACCCGUGUCAUCUUCGAUGUGCGUCAUGAAGUUAGGGUUUCUGUUUGCUGCAUCGGAGUUUGGUAAUCAUGCUUUGUACCAAUUCCAGGCUAUAGGAGCUGAUCCUGAUGUGGAGUCAUCAUCGGCUACGUUGAUGGAAACUGAUGAAGGAUUCCAGCCAGUAUUUUUCAAGCCUAGAGGGUUGAAAAAUCUUGUUAGAAUUGAUCAAGUGGAGAGCUUGAUGCCUAUCAUGGACAUGAAAGUUGUAAAUCUUUUUGAGGAAGAGACUCCUCAGAUUUUUACACUUUGUGGUCGAGGGCCUCGUUCCUCUCUUAGGAUAUUGAGACCGGGACUGGCUAUUAGUGAAAUGGCUGUUUCACAGCUUCCUGGUGUUCCCAGUGCCGUAUGGACUGUGAAAAAGAAUGUUAAUGAUGAAUUUGAUGCUUACAUUGUUGUUUCAUUUGCAAAUGCAACUCUUGUGCUUUCUAUCGGAGAGACUGUUGAAGAAGUUAGUGACAGUGGGUUCCUUGAUACCACACCUUCGCUUGCUGUUUCGUUAAUAGGUGAUGAUUCUCUCAUGCAAGUUCAUCCUAGUGGUAUUAGGCAUAUAAGGGAGGAUGGGCGUAUUAAUGAGUGGAGAACUCCUGGAAAAAGAACGAUUGUUAAGGUUGGAUCGAACAGACUUCAAGUGGUUAUUGCUUUGAGUGGAGGGGAGAUCAUAUACUUUGAGGUAGAUAUGACCGGACAGUUGAUGGAAGUUGAGAAGAACGAAAUGUCUGGUGAUGUUGCUUGUUUGGAUAUAGCUCCUGUCCCUGAAGGAAGGCAGAGAUCUCGUUUUCUUGCAGUUGGAUCAUAUGACAACACUAUCAGAAUAUUGUCCUUGGAUCCUGAUGACUGUAUGCAGGUUCUUAGCCUGACAAGUGUUUCCUCGCCUCCUGAAUCGCUUCUUUUUCUUGAGGUUCAGGCUUCUGUAGGUGGGGAGGAUGGUGCAGAUCACCCCGCUAGCCUCUUUCUGAAUGCUGGUCUUCAAAGUGGGGUUCUCUUUAGGACAGUUGUGGACAUGGUCACUGGCCAGCUUUCGGAUGCACGUUCCAGGUUCUUAGGACUGAGAGCUCCUAAACUCUUCUCAGUGUUAGUGAGAGGACGAAGAGCCAUGCUUUGCUUGUCAAGUAGACCAUGGCUUGGUUACGUCCACCAAGGACAUUUUCUGUUGACACCUCUUUCAUAUGAAACUCUUGAAUACGCUGCCUCAUUUUCAUCUGACCAAUGUGCUGAAGGUGUGGUUGCUGUUGCUGGGGAUGCUUUAAGAGUCUUCACAAUUGAAAGAUUAGGGGAAACAUUCAAUGAAACUGCUAUACCUUUGAGGUACACACCAAGAAAAUUUGUGUUUCAUCCUAAAAAGAAGCUUUUGGUAACAAUCGAGAGUGAUCAGGGUGCGUUUCCAGCAGAACUGCGAGAAAGUGCAAAGAAGGAGUGCUUUGAGGCUGCUGGACAGGGAGAAAAUGGGAAAAUGGAGAUAGAGAAUGGCGGUGAUGAUGAAGAUAAGGAUGAUCCUCUUUCUGAUGAGCAGUAUGGCUACCCUAAAGCAGAGGCGGACAAGUGGGUUUCUUGCAUCAGAGUUCUUGAUCCGAAGUCAACAGAGACAACUUGUCUGCUGGAGCUUCAGGAUAACGAGGCUGCUUUCAGCAUAUGCACAGUAAACUUCCAUGACAAGGAGUAUGGAACUCUUUUAGCCGUGGGUACAGCAAAAGGACUCCAGUUCUGGCCCAAAAGAUCUCUGACGGCUGGAUAUAUUCAUAUUUAUCGGUUUGUAAAAGAUGGAAGAUCGCUUGAACUUCUACACAAAACCCAAGUUGAUGGCAUUCCUCUUGCAUUAUGCCAGUUCCAGGGAAGAUUGCUUGCUGGAAUAGGGUCUGUGCUUAGGCUUUAUGAUUUGGGGAAAAGAAGGCUGCUUAGAAAGUGUGAGAAUAAGCUGUUCCCCAAUACAAUCAAUUCUAUUCAUACAUAUCGUGAUCGAAUUUAUGUUGGAGAUAUUCAGGAGUCAUUUCACUAUUGCAAAUACCGACGAGACGAAAAUCAGCUAUAUGUAUUUGCUGAUGACUCUGUUCCAAGAUGGCUUACUGCAGCAUACCAUGUAGACUUCGACACCAUGGCAGGUGCAGACAAGUUUGGAAACAUUUAUUUUGUGCGCUUGCCACAAGACGUAUCAGAUGAAAUUGAAGAAGACCCAACUGGUGGGAAGAUUAAGUGGGAGCAAGGCAAGCUUAAUGGAGCUCCAAACAAGGUUGAAGAGAUUGUGCAAUUCCAUGUUGGUGAUGUGGUCACAUGCUUGCAGAAAGCAUCCCUAAUUCCAGGUGGCGUGGAGUGUGUGAUGUAUGGAACUGUGAUGGGUAGCUUAGGGGCAUUGCUUGCAUUCAACUCCCGUGAUGAUGUGGACUUCUUUUCCCACUUGGAGAUGCAUAUGAGGCAGGAACAUCCACCUUUGUGUGGAAGAGAUCACAUGGCCUAUCGAUCUGCCUAUUUUCCUGUUAAGGAUGUGAUUGACGGAGACCUGUGUGAACAGUACCCCACGUUGCCACUAGACAUACAGCGGAAAAUCGCAGAUGAAUUGGAUAGAACUCCUGGGGAAAUUCUGAAGAAACUGGAAGAAGUUAGAAACAAGAUUGUUUAAGAUUGUGCUAUGCGGUUAGCCUCUUGUUCUACGGAGAUGGGUGCAAGCCAAACGAUUAGCAACCAUACAACUACCAUAAACUUGAACCACUGAGAUCAUACAGGUUAAAAUUGUACUCGGCAUUCAACUUACUUAGCAGCCUCCUAUCGUUUAUUAGAUGCUUUGUUGUAAUUAUUGCAGAUAUUGUUUUUUUUAAUGGAAUUUACUCGAGAGCUUUAUGUAGAGCUGACUUUUUCUAGU